This is a messenger RNA of Annulohypoxylon maeteangense, 639 nucleotides long. Its product is annotated as DASH complex subunit Dam1-domain-containing protein. Gene Ontology annotation, cellular component: mitotic spindle pole body; mitotic spindle; DASH complex. The record is from RefSeq and is a predicted model, not a curated record. Gene Ontology annotation, biological process: mitotic sister chromatid biorientation. NCBI's taxonomy places the organism in Eukaryota, Fungi, Ascomycota, Sordariomycetes, Xylariales, Hypoxylaceae. The transcript has 3 exons. Bases 1 to 639 code for a protein of 212 amino acids.
AUGUCGGGAAACGAAGGCCACGAUAGCGUGAGAAGGCCGCGCUCCACGUCGCGAUCACGGCCGACAACACCCCUCCGCCCCUCCUCCCGCUCCUCCUUCCGCGAAUCCGCUCAGCGUAGCGUUGACGGCGGCGAGCCGUUUCCGCUGAACACCUUCGAACCCGCUUUUGCCGAACUCUCCGAUGCCGUCGCCGACUUGGAGGUGAAUAUGAUGCAUUUUCAACUUAUGCAUGAGAGUCUCGCUCGGUUUAGCGAGAGCUUCGCAAGUUUCUUGUAUGGAUUGAACAUGAAUGCUUUCUGUGUCGAUUUCCCCGAGGGUCCUAUUGCGGAAUCAUUUCGUCGGGCAAAGCUUAAUGAGGAGGAGGAGCAACAGCAGCAACCGCCUACAGGCCGAUCUAGAAGCACAGAACGAGGCGAAUUUGAUGGAGAGACAACAUUUAUGACUACAGAUACAUCCUUUGUAGAGAAUCCACCAACCGUCUCAAAACCGACUCCGAAAAAGUUUGCGACUCCGGAUACCCGUCAAUCUCGCCUCCCUAAUACAUCUAGAGGCGGCGGCGCGCAAUCGAGGGGAAGAGGUGGAACUGGAAGAGGUCGCACGAGUGGCCUCGUCAGACCGAGAGCUCGUGGUUUAAGAUGA